Molecule: messenger RNA, 1790 nt
Organism: Homarus americanus (American lobster)
Lineage: Eukaryota; Metazoa; Arthropoda; Malacostraca; Decapoda; Nephropidae
Product: serine/threonine-protein kinase pim-3-like
Exons: 4
Coding region: 152-1270 (372 amino acids)
Biological process (GO): protein autophosphorylation
Cellular component (GO): cytoplasm
Molecular function (GO): protein serine/threonine kinase activity; ATP binding
Source: RefSeq, a predicted model, not a curated record
UCUCACGAAUAGUACUACGUUGACCACGGAGGCGCGUACUACGCCUUCUCUCAGUCGGUCUAACCAGUCGUUGAUCUUUGAGUGCGAGAUUUCCGCUGCGAACAUUGGAUUAUCUGUAUACAAGUCCACGGCAGUGUUGACAGUGGAUAGUAUGUUUAAAGUGUUUACUUCAGUGAAUAAUUAUUUCAACGCAGGCCCAGUAAUGGGCAUCCCACAAGAAAAGGUCAAACAAGUGCCCAUGCCAGUCCGGGAACACCACCACCAUCACCACCACCACCAUCACCACCACCAUCACCACAACAACCACAAUCACCACACACAGCAGCCCUUCGAUCGCCAGUACAGAGUUGAACAUGAGGUUUUGGGCGAAGGUGGUUUCGGACGUGUGUAUGCUGGUUUCAGAAUCAAAGACAACCUGCCUGUGGCCAUCAAGCAGGUGGCGAAGUCCCGAGUUCCAGCCUGGGGAACGAUCAAAGGUGAGCGAGUCCCCCUCGAGAUUUGUCUGCUAAGGAAAGUAUCACAUAUCCCAGGAGUGAUCAAGCUCAUUGCCUGGUUCGAGCUGGCAGAUUGCUUCGUCAUCGUUAUGGAGCGACCUGAGGCCGUGAAAGAUCUCUUCGACUACAUCUCCGAUAGGAAGCAGGUGCCCGAACCAGAAGCACGGUACCUCUUCCGCCAAGUGGUUGAUGUGGUGAAGCAGUGUCAUGCCGCCGGGGUCAUCCACAGAGACAUCAAAGAUGAAAACCUUCUCAUUAGCACAGACAGACAAGGCAGAAAGGUUCUCAAGCUUAUUGACUUCGGCUCCGGAGCAUUCCUUAAGGACAGCAUCUACACAGACUUUGACGGAGGUACCAAAGUGUAUGCACCUCCCGAGUGGAUCCAGCACAAUCAAUACCAAGCCGGACCUGCCACCGUCUGGUCUCUGGGCAUCCUGCUGUACGACAUGGUCACCGGCGACAUUCCCUUCGCUCAGGACGACCAGAUCCUGUCCGCGAGAUUAAACUUUCGCAUCCCCGUCUCCGAAGAGUGCCAGAACCUUAUCCGCCUCUGUUUACGCAUCCGACCUGAAGACAGACCAUCCUUAGAGCAGAUCCUUCAGCACCCAUGGAUGAAGGGACCCAGGGAUUCUGGAGCGGGCCUCGUAGGGUGCAUGGGUGGUUCCCUAGGACCCAUGGAUUUCUUCUCUGAUUCCUUGCUAGACAGUGAUGCCUCCUCUCUGGAUAAGCACUCAACGGGCAGCGACGCUUCCCGCGAGUCAGAGUCAGAGUUUUGACGGCCGGGAGGAGGGUAGGCGCCCUGAUGAACCCCGUCAGAACCCAGCCUCUUCUUAGAUUCUCUUGUCCCCACCCGGAGGCGCUGGUCGCCAUACCUCGCAGCUCCGCCCCGUCCCGUCUCCAAGGUGUCGGGGCGGCGCCCUCAGGUUCCCCUAGCCUGAUCGGUGCUAACCCCCCAGUAAGGGACCCUUGUGCCUAGUGCACACUUAUCUCACCAAAGCCUCGGCAACAUUCGUCUAUAUGCCCUCGGGCCUGGCCAAUGUUCUUGUCUCAUUUUUUCUCUAAGAGAAGUUGUAAAUAAUGUAAUUUAAAGCUAUAUUUAUAGUAAGUUAUAUUGUACAUAUUGUAUGAAAAUAAUGCUUUUAAUAUUAAUUUAUCUGUCAUGUUCUCAUGUGCAGACAGUGGAUGCCAUCAAUGCAACCCAAUUUUUGUAUUAAACUUGAACGUUUAUACAAGAUUCCUAUUUUUGUAAGAAAUAACAAAAUUCCAAUGAUGCAAAUAAAUUGCUGCAUUUUAAAA